Molecule: messenger RNA, 1753 nt
Organism: Girardinichthys multiradiatus
Lineage: Eukaryota; Metazoa; Chordata; Actinopteri; Cyprinodontiformes; Goodeidae
Exons: 6
Coding region: 333-1115 (260 amino acids)
Biological process (GO): proteasome localization; nuclear protein quality control by the ubiquitin-proteasome system
Cellular component (GO): nucleus
Source: RefSeq, a predicted model, not a curated record
CCCUCAGCCAAUCAGUUUGGGGCAUGCAGAUGGAAGCCACACCCGCGCGGCAACUCGUGUCGCGCGCUUCUUGAAGCAUUGUCCUGGCAGACAAAAGUUGUUGACUACUUCUUGUCCUGAGUUUUGGAAAGUUUAGACUGUCCGUGUAAUUCUUCCCUUGCAUCUCUUGCUUCGUGCAAGGGAAGUUUAUAACAUCCACAUAAGGAGCUGCGGACUGUGUAGUUCUCCGCUCGCCAACGUGGAGAAGUAUUUGUUCUGCACCCCGCGGGGUUUAAAGUUCUGGCUAUUAUUAGCAGGUAGUUAGCUCCAUCACUGAUAUAAGUUUGGUAACAAUGGCGGCGCUGUGUCAGCAACGACGUGCCUUGGUGGAAAUACCUGCACCACAGCCUAAAAUUGCAGCUCGAAUGAGAAGAUCUUACUUAGAAAUUCUCAGCGCUCGUUUCGCUCCUGCUCCACUUCCAAGAGGCAGGAAUCCAAACCCAAAGCGAGCACAGUCUUAUUUGUCCUUUGGUGUGUGGAGAGAAAGGAUCGAGGACCAGUGUGAAAAGAUGGACGAACACCCCACCCAGCUCUCUAAACAGCAGCUUGUACAGCUAAUCAGAUCACUCAUCUUGGUUGAACAGAGCAAAGAGCCCAGAAUGGUGGCAACAGACCUCAAGUGUCUUCAGGAAGACUUGCAGCUGAAGAAGACAAAUGUUUACAGAUCCAUACCGUACUCCCGGUUUGGCUCCAACAGGGAUGCUCACUGCUACAGAAAGGCCUAUCCUCACUUGGUGGCAUUCAAAGUUUCAUGUCAGGAGUGGGGCCAAGUUCUCCUGAGGAACAAAGAGUGGGAUGCUGUGUUGGAGCAUUCCCUCAUGGCGUGGCGAUACACCAGUGACUUACCACAGUGGGACACCGUGAACCACAACGUGCUGAGAGAACAGUGUUACAGCAUCCUGGCUGCUCAUGGCCUUGCUGCUCUCCAGCACCACCACCCAGAAGCCAGCAGAGGACUGGAGCUGCUCAGGAGGUUUAAGAUGGCCCAGCUGCAAAGCCAGUUAAUAGUUCCCUGUAUUGAGGAGCUGCAAAGGAUCAUGGGAUACACAGAGGGCUUUUCCAUGGACACAAAGUGAUGUGAUGAUCCAGCUCAGCAUCUGGAUUCUGUCUUGAAAACUGUGCCUCGUGGUUGACUCAAAUUGUUUUAAUGGGCCAAAAAUGUUGUUUACUUGACUGGUUAUUUACAAAAUCCACUACAGUAUUCUUCUUAAGGACCAGGGAAGACAAUGAUUCAAGUUGAAGAAACACAAACUAUCCUUAAUUGUAAAAAAAAGCAAUUAACAACAGUUUUAAUCACAUUUCAAGUUUAAUUGAAAAUCAUAUUAAGAUGAACUUUAAAGAUUUAAUUUGACUUCUGCAUAUAUUAUUUUCCGUUUAUUUAAGAUAUGCUCCCUUUUCAGAGUAUUAAUAUUUAGUUGGUACUGGCAGUAGUUGGUGUAUAUAUUUUUAGAGCUGUUUAGAGAAUAGUUCGCAGUGACAGCUGAAAAGAAAAUGGCCUUUUGUGUGUGUGUGUGUGUGUUUGUGUGUGUUAAGUUUCUGCUACUGUUGGGAACCCCUGAACAUGUUGACAUGUUUGUGUUGUCUCUGAUUUCCUGUUGUACCGCAUGUCUUGUUUUUCAUUGAGUCCUGUAUUGCACUGUCAGUGUUUGUCCUGAAAACUUGAAUGUUUUAAUAAAAUCGAAUCUAAUUUAAAUAAAAUUGGUAUAAACUGCAA